CGGCAGGGCGCGGAGCCCGGGACGAAGCUGGCUCAGUCCCACCCCUCGGGGCACGGUUCCCGCCGGCGCGACCCCUCGGGCUGUCUGGUCUUCCGCAGGGCAAGGCGGCGGCCCCGGACGCCCAAGCCCCCUUCCCAGCCCCCAGACAUGGCCCGGGGCGGCGAUCAGAGCUGGCGUCCCGGGGAGUCGGACGGGCAGCCGGAGGAGCGGACCGCCCAGAACAGCAGAGCCAAGAUGGUGAAGGAGACCCAGUACUACGACAUCCUGGGGGUGAAGCCCAGCGCGUCCCCGGAGGAGAUCAAGAAGGCCUACCGGAAGCUGGCGCUCAAGUACCACCCGGACAAGAACCCGGAUGAGGGCGAGAAGUUUAAGCUCAUAUCCCAGGCAUAUGAAGUGCUUUCGGAUCCAAAGAAAAGGGACAUUUAUGACCAGGGUGGUGAACAGGCGAUUAAGGAAGGAGGUUCGGGCAGCCCCAGCUUCUCGUCACCCAUGGACAUAUUUGACAUGUUCUUUGGUGGCGGGGGACGGAUGGCAAGAGAGAGAAGAGGCAAGAAUGUUGUACAUCAGCUGUCUGUAACUCUCGAAGAUUUAUAUAACGGAGUCACAAAGAAGCUGGCCCUCCAGAAAAACGUAAUUUGUGAAAAAUGUGAAGGUGUUGGCGGGAAGAAGGGCUCUGUGGAGAAGUGUCCCCUGUGCAAGGGCCGCGGGAUGCAGGUGCACAUCCAGCAGGUCGGGCCGGGCGUGGUGCAGCAGAUCCAGACCGUGUGCGUCGAGUGCAAGGGCCAGGGUGAGCGCAUCAGCCCCAGGGACCGCUGUGAGAUCUGCGGUGGCGCCAAGGUGACCCGUGAGAAGAAGAUCAUCGAGGUACACGUUGAAAAAGGUAUGAAAGACGGUCAAAAGAUACUGUUUCACGGAGAAGGAGAUCAGGAGCCUGAGCUGGAGCCUGGCGAUGUCAUAAUUGUGCUUGAUCAGAAGGAUCAUAGUGUCUUUCAGAGGCGAGGCCACGACUUGAUCAUGAAAAUGAAAAUUCAGCUUUCUGAAGCCCUCUGUGGCUUCAAGAAGAUGAUAAAAACGCUGGACGAUCGCGUGCUCGUUAUUACGUCCAAGGCAGGGGAGGUGAUAAAGCACGGGGACCUGAAGUGUGUGCACGACGAGGGGAUGCCGAUCUACAAAGCGCCCCUGGAGAAGGGGACUCUGAUCAUCCAGUUCUUGGUCACCUUCCCCGAGAAACACUGGCUGCCUCCCGACAAGCUCCCCCAGCUGGAGGCCCUCCUGCCCCCUCGACACAAGGUGAGGGUCACGGACGACAUGGACCAGGUGGAGCUGAAGGAGUUCGACCCCAGCGAGCAGGGCUGGCGCCAGCACAGGGAGGCCUACGAGGACGACGACGACGGGCCGCGGGCCGGGGUGCAGUGCCAGACGGCGUGAGCGGCGCCCUGAGUGUAAAGUUGGCACAAUGAAAACGGCAUCACCUCCCGGCCCCGUGCGUGGCGUGUCCGUGUGUGUGUCCAGCAUCCUCAGCUGCCGAGGGUCGUCUUGGUUCUGUUGUGCUUUUGGUUGUAACUUAAGUUAUAGCUUAAUUUAUAUUUAAAUGUUCUGAGUGUGAAUUA
Prionailurus viverrinus (fishing cat) is the source of this 1610-nucleotide messenger RNA. It is a transcript of the gene DNAJA4, whose product is annotated as DnaJ heat shock protein family (Hsp40) member A4. Lineage: Eukaryota; Metazoa; Chordata; Mammalia; Carnivora; Felidae. The transcript has 8 exons. Gene Ontology annotation, cellular component: cytosol; cytoplasm. Gene Ontology annotation, biological process: response to heat; protein refolding. Gene Ontology annotation, molecular function: ATP binding; Hsp70 protein binding. Bases 148 to 1428 code for a protein of 426 amino acids. The record is from RefSeq and is a predicted model, not a curated record.